AUGCAAGGCCGCUGCAUACGGGGACCUGGCAGCUACGAUACCCGGGGCACGCAGAGCAAGGCUCAGCCGGUGAUUCGUUCGAUGGCCCGCAACACUCCCGGGCAUGUGGAUGCAGGAACCGGCAAUCGUUACAUCAUCCGUAGGCUCACACCGGGGCCCAUCAGCCUCUUUGAUUCGGCCAUCGACCGCUGUUGUGCCCCGGGCGAGCCCGACGCAUCUAACGACGUUAAGUCGCAUGGACGUGGGACGCCGCCCACCGCCACCCCCGCCAACAGAGCAAAAAACUCGGAGCACGCCGGCGAGCUGCAAGCGUCGCUGGUUUGUGAUCGGCUCUGCAAGCCGGUGCCCCCGCUCGAACUCGGAGAGGCCGCGCGCGGGUUCCAGUUGUUUGCGCUGCAAGCGGCGUCUGGCGCGCAAAGGCAGUCCUCUCACGGCCUCCCCGGCUCCGCUUCCGGCAGUGUUCUAGAAGGGAGGGAACGCCCUCCCGACCGCUGCGACCGCUGUGGCGUCCACUAUCGCGCCGAUCACGGCAUGUUUGACUCCCUGGCGCCCCGCAUGCCGGCGAACUCGGGGAAGCAACACAAACACCUCGGCGCUUGCCCCUGCCCGCCGCCCACCCCGACACCACCGCUCAUUGUCCAUUGUCCUGAAGAAUCGCCGGCGCGAUUCGGCACCCGCCUCCCCGCGAGCCGCUUGCUCUCCUGCAUCCCAUCUCCACUCUGCUUUGCGCCUUGGGCGUCGUCUGUUUCUCCCUGGUCCUCAUCAACCGGUCAGUUGCAGGUCCAAUCCGCAUGCUUCUCCUUCUUCAGCAGUGCCAAGCAGCCAGCCAUUGACAACGAGCACUUCGUCGCCGAGAACCCGGAGCGCGCGCGCGACCGGGAGAAGCUGACCAAACACGGCAAGCGUAUGGGCGUGCUGGACGAUGCCUUUGAGCCCAAAUACACCAACAAGUCUCCUUGA
Molecule: messenger RNA, 960 nt
Organism: Thermothielavioides terrestris NRRL 8126
Lineage: Eukaryota; Fungi; Ascomycota; Sordariomycetes; Sordariales; Chaetomiaceae
Exons: 5
Coding region: 1-960 (319 amino acids)
Source: RefSeq, a predicted model, not a curated record